This is a messenger RNA of Penicillium soppii, 1062 nucleotides long. RefSeq lists its product as uncharacterized. Lineage: Eukaryota; Fungi; Ascomycota; Eurotiomycetes; Eurotiales; Aspergillaceae. The transcript has a single exon. The coding region runs from base 1 to 1062 and encodes 353 amino acids. Gene Ontology annotation, molecular function: calcium ion binding; calcium-dependent phospholipid binding. Gene Ontology annotation, cellular component: cytoplasm. The record is from RefSeq and is a predicted model, not a curated record.
AUGAAUCGCUUUUUCGACAGUCUAAGCCGAGAAAACCCCCCGCCAGGAUAUGAAGCAUCACCAAGCGCCCCACCGACUUACGAGGAAUCAGAAAGCGACACUACCUUCGAGGAUGCAAAAUCUUUACGUGAUGCUACUAAGAGUAUGGACACAGACAAUGUGACCCUUAAUAGAAUCAUAUCACGUACAUCUUUGAACCCGCAACGAAUGAUAUUGCUGCAGGAGACAUACACACAGCUGUUCAAUCGUGAUCUCGAAAGCGACAUCCGAGGGUAUAUGCCAUCAUCCUUAAAAGAUGCUUCUUUCAAAGAUGCUAUCAUAGGAAUGAUCAAGGGCCCAAUUUGGGUCGAUGUGAAGCGGCUGCACAAUCCUCAUGCCCUUCCUCCUGUCACUGCCAAGCAGGUCUUCAUGGAAAUUAUCCUCUUCCGUCCAAAUUCCCAACUCCAAGCAAUAAAACAAAUGUACGAUAGGCUAUAUCCACGGACUCCCCUUGAAAAACACAUCAAAAUCUCUUGUCCUGGCAAAACCGGCCAGCUUUUGGCCAUGUGUUUAGAAACAACGCGGAAUGAAGAUGGCUCCGACACGCGCUAUGCAGACAUGGUGCGUGCUGACACUCGACGCUUGCACCAAGGCAUCUGGCAACACGAUGCAGAUAUGGAUGAAGUUAUAGAGAUCUUUGCACGCUCUUCUCGCGAGAAAAUCUUCUCCAUGAUGGAGCAAUUCGAAUUCAUCUACCCUCUCACCAUGACGGCCUAUAUUGAGGACAGGCUCAAAGAUGAUUUUCGCGAUACCUUGCUGGUUUUAUUGUCCUGGGCGGAAGACCCGGUGCAAUACAGUCGGGAUACUCUUUUUAAGCUCUUUCACAUCCAGCCAGGUCACUAUCGAGACAUGCCCACUCUCACUCACACUAUGCUUUGGGCGCAUUGGAAUCGAACGAUGUUUGAGGUUGGGAAGAUGAGGCUUCAAUAUACGGGUUAUAGACUGAGGGAAAGGUUGGAAAAGGGACUGUCUAAGAGCUCGUAUCAGAAGUUGAUGUUGACGAUAUGCGAGAGAAAAUACUAA